CGGCGGGAGGAGGGGCGGCCGCGGCUGCAUCCAGCCUGGCUGGCCUCCUUCCCAGCCCUCCUUCCCUCCUCCUCCUUUUCCUCUUCCUCCUGUAUGAAUCAGGCUUUUCCCCGGGAAUAGGAGCAGCCACGCGCGGCCCGGGAGCCCGGAGCUGGAGCAGCAGCAGUAGCAGCAGCAGCAGCAAGCGGCAGCAACAGCUGCAGUAGCAGCAGAAACAGCAGCAGCGGGGCUGCCACCGCGGCGGCCAUCGCGUCCCGGGCGCGCGGCGAUCAUGGAGAGGGCGACCCAGAGCGCAGACAGCAGCGGCGGCGGGGGCAGCAACAGCAGCAGCCGCAGCAGCAGCCGCGCCACCUCGGCGGGCUCGUCGCCCUCCUGCUCCCUGGCGGGCCGAGGGGUGGCCGGCCGGUCGGCGGCUGGACUGGGUGGCGGAGGCAGCCGCAGCAGUCCGGGCUCGGUGGCCGCGAGUCCAUCCGGAGGCGGCGGCCGCAGGAGGGAGCCUGCGCUCGAGGGCGUGCUCAGCAAAUACACCAACCUCCUCCAGGGCUGGCAGAACAGGUACUUUGUGCUGGACUUUGAGGCUGGCCUCCUGCAGUAUUUUGUGAAUGAACAGAGCAAGCACCAGAAGCCACGAGGAGUCCUGUCUUUAUCUGGAGCCAUUGUGUCCCUGAGUGAUGAAGCGCCCCACAUGCUGGUCGUGUACUCUGCCAACGGAGAGAUGUAUAAACUGAGAGCUGCUGAUGCAAAAGAGAAGCAGUUUUGGGUGACUCAGCUUCGAGCUUGUGCCAAAUACCACAUGGAAACAAGUCCUAAGAAUACUCCAAGCUCCCGAAGCCGAAGUCUCACUUUGCUCCCCCAUGGAACACCCAAUUCUGCGUCUCCCUGUAGCCAGAGACACCUCAGUGCGGGGGCCCCCGGUGUUGUCACAAUCACGCAUCACAAGUCGCCUGCAGCUGCCCGAAGAGCCAAGAGUCAGUAUUCCGGCCAACUUCAUGAAGUCAGAGAGAUGAUGAACCAGGUGGAGGGACAGCAGAAGAAUCUUGUGCAUGCCAUCGAGUCCCUGCCAGGCUCUGGCCCCCUCACUGCCUUGGACCAGGACUUGCUCCUCCUGAAAGCUACCUCUGCUGCUACCCUCAGCUGCCUUGGGGAAUGCCUCACCCUGCUACAACAGAGUGUGCGCCAGGCAGGCCCACCAAGCCACAAGUCAGGGGCCUCAGAAACCAUCCUGGGAUGGCACGGACCCAAAUCACAUUCCACAGAGCAACUGAAAAAUGGGACGCUUGGCUCUUUGCCCUCGGCUAGUGCGAACAUAACGUGGGCAAUUCUACCCAACUCUGAAGAAGAGGAGCAGGCCUCACAGCCAGAGCCAGAGCCAAACUCAGGCCCUGAACUGGUUUUGUCUGAAGAUGAACAAAGUGACAAUGAAGAUAAGGAAGAGACAGACUUGGGCGUCAUGGAGGAUCAGCGCAGUAUAAUCCUUCACCUCAUCUCGCAACUCAAACUUGGAAUGGAUUUAACUAAGGUGGUGUUGCCCACAUUUAUUCUGGAGAAGCGCUCCUUGCUGGAAAUGUAUGCAGACUUCAUGGCACACCCCGACUUGCUGCUGGCCAUCACUGCUGGGGCCACACCAGAGGAAAGAGUCAUAAGCUUCGUAGAGUACUAUCUUACAGCCUUCCAUGAGGGGCGCAAAGGUGCCCUGGCCAAGAAGCCCUACAACCCCAUCAUUGGUGAGAACUUUCAUUGCUCCUGGGAGGUUCCCAAGGACAAAGUCAAGUCAAGGAGGACUCCUUCCCAGUCUCCUGUUGGCUUUCAUGAGCACCCAAUGGCCAAGGAUCCAUCCAAAAGCUAUAAACUCAGAUUUGUGGCUGAGCAGGUGUCCCAUCACCCGCCCAUCUCCUGUUUCUAUUGUGAGUGCAAAGAGAAGAGACUGUGUGUCAACACUCAUGUAUGGACCAAAAGCAAGUUCAUGGGCAUGUCCGUGGGGGUCUCUAUGAUAGGGGAAGGUAUACUACGGCUCCUGGAUUAUGGGGAAGAAUACAUCUUCACCCUGCCUAGUGCCUACGCCCGCUCCAUCCUCACUGUCCCAUGGGUGGAGCUAGGAGGGAAGGUCAACAUCAGCUGUGCCAAGACUGGUUACUCCGCCACAGUGAUAUUCCACACAAAGCCCUUCUAUGGUGGAAAGGUUCACAGAGUCACAGCUGAAGUAAAACACAAUCCAACCAACACCAUUGUCUGCAAAGCACACGGGGAAUGGAAUGGGACCCUGGAGUUCACCUACAGCAAUGGGGAGACCAAAGUCAUCGACACAACCACCCUGUCUGUGUAUCCUAAGAAGAUCAGACCUUUGGAGAAGCAGGGGCCCAUGGAGUCCAGGAAACUCUGGCAGGAUGUUACCCGCUACCUGCGGAUGGGGGACAUUGACAAAGCCACCGAGCAGAAGCGGCGCCUGGAGGAGAAGCAGCGGGUGGAAGAGCGGAAACGGGAGUCUCUUCGAAAGCCGUGGCGGCCCAAAUACUUCAUUCCAGAGGGCGAUGGCUGGGUGUACUUCAAUCCUCUCUGGAAGACACACUGAUGGGUGGAGGUGCAGAGCUGCCCUGACUAGCCCUGACUUUGUAGGAAUUAAAGUGGUACAGUAUC
Nannospalax galili (Upper Galilee mountains blind mole rat) is the source of this 2634-nucleotide messenger RNA. RefSeq names its product oxysterol binding protein like 10 (gene Osbpl10). Lineage: Eukaryota; Metazoa; Chordata; Mammalia; Rodentia; Spalacidae. The record is from RefSeq and is a predicted model, not a curated record. The transcript has 12 exons. Gene Ontology annotation, molecular function: cholesterol binding. Gene Ontology annotation, cellular component: cytosol; intracellular membrane-bounded organelle; membrane. The coding region runs from base 272 to 2569 and encodes 765 amino acids.